UUAUAUAAUAUAUUUUUUUAAUUUAUGAGCACAACAUAGAAUACUUUACAAGUUGUACAACACUCCCUUUAAUAAUUCCAUUUAUCAUUUUUCCAAGAAAAGAUGGAAUUGCCUCGUACACAUUUUUACAAAACACACUCACUUACUCCUCUUCCUUCACUUUUCUUUAUCAUUCACACAAAAGAAAAAAAAAUUGAGAUUGAAACAAUAAUCUCAUAUCAGUCAAAAGAUUGAAUUCAGAAAGCGAUUGGAGUUGUGUCUGUUGGCAGAGUAGAAGUUCAACUGUCCGAAUUUUGUCGGAUCUUAAAUUCCAAUUACAUCCGGUUAUGUCCAUUUUCUUAUCAGCGGAACAAGAUGAUUUUGCCACCGAAAGAAUCGCUCCAAGUCAAUUUCGUUUCUCUUGGAAACGGAAUUACGAGUGGAAGUUCCUAAAGUCACAACCUUCGGAUACUUUCAAAAUUUGCAAAGGGAACAAGAUCAUUACUGAUUGCAAACAUAGUGAUGUUAAGGUUAGACAAAUCUACAAGGACAAGUGUACUCUCAUUUCGGUUAUGGCACGAUUUGCAAUCAAGCAUUCCUUUAAUUACUAUACCAAAAGAUCGGACAAGAAAAGCUAUGUCCUACAAUGCUGUUCGGAGGAUUGUGUUCGGAUCUUUAAAGCAUUAUGUCGUCGGGGUACAGAACUGUUUAAAGUUGAUGUUCACACAUGUCCGUUGAAAGAUCGUGUUUUUACUCAACUUCAAGCUACAGUUGGGUUUGUUAGUGAUUUUGUUGCACCAAAACUUGUCAAUUAUAUAAGAAUACAUACCCCGAAUGAUAUAAUCAAAGAUAUUAAAAAUGCUUUUGGUGUAAACAUUAACUAUCAGAAGGCUUGGAGGGCUAAAGACCGUGCGAUUGAGAUGUUAAGUGAGAAACCUGCGGAUAGUUAUCGACAAAUUGCUCGAUAUGUAUACAUGUUAAAUUUCAUAUAUCCAGGUUCACAUAUUAGAAUGCAUAAAUUCAAGGAUAAUAAAUUUAUGUAUUUGUUCGUUGCAUUGCAACCUUUGAAGAGUGGAUUCGAGUAUUGCAGGCCUGUAGUUGUGGUUGAUGGUGCGCAUUUGAGUGGAGCAUAUAAAGGUACAUUUAUUUCUGCAAGCACUCUUGAUAGAGCAGGACGCAUUCUGUCGAUUGUGUAUGGUGUUGUUGAUAGUAAAAAGGAUAAUUUGUGGACUUGGUUUUUCGAGAACUUCAGAAUUGCUUUUGGAGAGCGCGAUAGUAUGUGUGUUGUAUCCGACCGUCAUGAAAGCAUAACUAAGGCUGUGUCUGUUGUAUAUCCGAAUGUGCCGCACCUUGCAUGCAUUUGACACUUGUGGAAGAAUGUUUCCACAAACUUCAGGAAGAUUAAAAAUAGACUUAGAGAUAUUUACUAUGCUAUGGCCAAGGCUUACCGCAAAGAUGAGUUUGAUUUUUUUUGAAAUCAAGUUGGGAAGUUGAUAAGAGGGUAAAGUCUUAUCUUGAGGAUGCUGGAUUUAAAAAGUGGGCACGCGUGUAUGCACCUGUUAAUCGUGGUAGAAUGAUGACUUCAAAUAUAGCGGAGAGCAUAAAUGGUAAAUUGAAGCUAGCACGUGAGUUACCUAUAAUAGAAUUUUUAGAGCAGGCUAGGAAAUUGUUUGAAAAGUGGAAUUGCAAGAAUAGAGAAAGAGCAUCGUAUGCAAACACAUCACUUGGUAGUAGAUUUGAAGGAAUUCUUCAGCUAAAUACUUCAAAAUCUACAAGGCUUAAGGUUAGUGCGUCAUCAACAUAUGUAUAUUCUGUUUAUGAUGACGGGAGAAAGUACAUAGUAUGUCUUGAUAGGAGGACUUGCUCUUAUGGUAGAUUCCCAUUGGACGAGAUAGUAUGUGAACACGCGAUUGCAGUACUAAAAAGCAUGCAUGUAGUUGAUAUGAAGCCUUAUUGUUUAGACUUUUAUUAUCCUGAAACAUUAAGGAAGACGUAUGAAGAAUCUAUGUUUCCAAUGCCCGAUAAGAAGGACUGGAUUGUGCCAUAAGAAGUUACGGACGAAGUUGUGUUACCACCAAAAUACAAACGUCAACCCGGAAGGCCAAAGAAAAACAGGCACAAGAAAUCAAGUGAAACUAUGACAUCGAGUAGUAAUUGUUGGGGGAGAUGUGGUUAUGCAGGUCACAACAGGCGUACUUGUAACUUCUUUCCAAAAGGGCACUGACAAUGCUAUUGACUGAUUAUUAAUUUGGAAUAAUUUGUUAUCUUUUAGUUGAAUUUCUUUCAUUUUUAAUGCAACAUUUUAGUUGAUGACAUUAUUGUUUUUUAAGAAUUUUAAGCAAAAUAGUUUCUGUAAUAAACAGUUGUUUUCGCUCCUUGUUAAUUAUUUA
This is a messenger RNA of Capsicum annuum, 2369 nucleotides long. RefSeq lists its product as uncharacterized. The coding region runs from base 327 to 1343 and encodes 338 amino acids. The record is from RefSeq and is a predicted model, not a curated record. The transcript is spliced from 7 exons. NCBI's taxonomy places the organism in Eukaryota, Viridiplantae, Streptophyta, Magnoliopsida, Solanales, Solanaceae.